GAGGUAAACAAAUAGAAAAAAGGUAAAUAUUGGACGAAAUUACAAAAGGUGGCCUAUAGAUGGACUUGCCACCGCGCACCCACCCAUCCUAUGGUGCCCCUGUGGGUUUUAUGGGACACAGCCCAUGUUCAAUGGCCGUAGUCCCUGCCAGGCCGGAAUACGACGGGUUCAUCUCCCCAUAGGCAAAACAGCUACCCAAGUGCGGCAGCUACAAGGCCUUGUUAAAGUCAGGAAAUUUGACCUCGGGGAAUUAUUAAGUUUGCGCUUGAAGCGACUUAAAUGGACGGGUUCCCUACGUGAACGACAUAGGCCACUCAGGGAUUUCGGCAAUAUAACCCCUGGCUGCUGUUGGCUACUGUUGGAUCCGUGUGGGCAUGCUCAAUUAUGCUGUGGGUCAGAAUAUGGGGAAUCCACAACUUACACUCGCACCCUUUCAUCUCGUCGUCCAGAUUUGCCGAAGAGACCCGCUUGAAAAUGAGCAUAUCCUCGAUUCUUGUACCAACUCCAAGUAAUUUUUCCAGCAAACUCGGUGGUCUCGAAUCUCUGUCGGAUCCACUGCUAGUUCCUCCACACAUCGCGAUAGGGUGUCGGCUACGACGUUCUCGCUUCCUUCCCUGUGCUCGAUGUUGAAGUGGAAUCUCUGGAGCCCUGAACCACCUUACCAACCGACCUGAGAGGUCCUUUAUAGACAUUAACAACUUCAGACUGGCAUGGCCCGUGAUGCACGUGAAUGGCGUGAAUAGGCUUAAACGACGGCCGGAACUUUUAGAUGGCCAGGGGGACCACGAGACACACUUUUUGGGUCACGAUGUAGUGAACCUGGUGUUUGUUCAGUUUCGCGGGUCGCUUGUCUGGACGCAUCUUUUUCGCCCUCAGAUCGUCCUCUUUUCCGCGCAAUCCGGACAUUUCGGAGAAACUUUGUCUGGCCUUCCGCAUCGGGAGCAGAACCUACUGUGUUCUGUUGCCGCGCAGUCACAAAACCCGUAGUCGACAGCCCGCUCAGAACGGAUUCCUGACCUUCGCACGCAACUCAUCCUCGCGGCCUCCAAAAUUGCGAUGCACCCCGCAGCACUCUUCCCUCAAUUCGUCCACUGUAAGCACAUCCAUUGCGUAGACGAAUCUUGCGAUGCUCUCUCAAGCCCCUUUUAAUAAUUUUCACCAUCUGUCGCUCUGACAGUAUUUUUUUUAAGCGAAAGGCUAACUGCUGCAUCGCACGGCUUCUUCCGGCUGCUGCUCCCUCUGCAGAAAUUUCUUCGGAAUCUAUCCAUCAGCGCGGCACGCAGCUGUCAUAGAGUAUAGAUUCUUACUCUAUGAUCUUGGUAAAAGUCGGAAGAAAGCUUUUCGGUCGGAAAAAAUUCGGCAUGGGGGAAGGAAGCACCUUUCUUAGGGAUCACAAAAACAUAUGCGAGCUUCCACUGCUCCAAAUAAUAUCGAUUUCCAUCAAUACUGUCAGCUUAAGGAGGAAGAAGUCUGUGUUCGCAUCGUAAAGCUUUUCUAAGUCAAUCAGUCCUUUAAAAAAUCGAUAAGCGUUGGAUAUGACAAGAAAGCAUCCUGCGUAAUCGUAACGCAGGCAAAGGCAUAAUUAGUUGGUAAGAACUUUUUCCUCGCUAUACUUAUUAUGUACAUAUGUAUAUAUGUAUGUAUAUCUCAGGAAUUUUUCAUCGGCAAACAACGUCUAACAUAGUCAGGCACCUCGAGGGGGCGAGCAGUGCAAGAGCAAAAUCAGAAACAGAGCCAAACACAGAAUGAAACAGGGAAGAUGGGUGGUGGGCGUAUCAUGUGGUCACCACGCAUUACAACAUAUGAACGACCAUUUCAGUUGGAUGUUGAGACCCAACAGAAAAAUCGACUUGGUUCAUUAUGCAAAAGCACGGCAGGAAAAGUAACGAGACCGAAGAAAAAUAGUGAAAAAGACAAGAUCGAAGUAAAAGCGCGACAAGUGAAAGACAAUUUCUGUUCCAAAAUUCUUUAUCGCACCAUUACAGGCUUAAAUUGACAAAGCUGAAGAGUCCAGAUAUGACAAGUGAUGCAAAUAUGCUUUCACAUUCGUAGGAAUCUUUUCUCGGGGAAACACUUUCCUUUGUGACUUCCACAGAUAAAAACGACGCAUUGCUGUUCCACGUUAUUCACGCUAUUCUUGUACCCAUCAGGAGAGGGAAACGAGUAUCUUCGGGAAGUUUAAAAGUAAAAUUUACAAUUCAAGACUCCCGAGAUAACUUUAUAAUAUACAAAAGCAACGUUGGAUAACUCAAAGAAUCUUAAAACCAAAACAGAUGAAUGCUACAAAAAAAAAACAAAACUUUGCAAGCAUUAAUUUUUUGCAUUGGAAAACAUUUUGCCUGAUAUUUUAAGUGGAGUAUCAGUGUGCUUACAAAUCUUUUUAGUUUUAAAUUUGAAUUACCCAGAUGAAUGCAGGACAUUCAUCCAACAAUAUUAUUUUUUACAAAUUUCCAAAAAACUUUGAAAAAUAUGCCAGCUAAAUAAGUAAUUUUAAUUUAA
This is a messenger RNA of Drosophila rhopaloa, 2499 nucleotides long. RefSeq lists its product as uncharacterized. Lineage: Eukaryota; Metazoa; Arthropoda; Insecta; Diptera; Drosophilidae. The transcript is spliced from 3 exons. The record is from RefSeq and is a predicted model, not a curated record. Bases 125 to 472 code for a protein of 115 amino acids.